Messenger RNA from Silurus meridionalis, 5915 nucleotides. RefSeq names its product reticulon 3 (gene rtn3). The record is from RefSeq and is a predicted model, not a curated record. Gene Ontology annotation, biological process: brain development; endoplasmic reticulum tubular network formation; neuron differentiation. Gene Ontology annotation, cellular component: neuron projection; postsynaptic density. The transcript has 9 exons. Lineage: Eukaryota; Metazoa; Chordata; Actinopteri; Siluriformes; Siluridae. The coding region runs from base 212 to 3751 and encodes 1179 amino acids.
UCUCUCUCUCUCUCUCUCUCUCUCUCUCUCUCUCUCUCUCCCCGCCCAGUCCUUCCGCCUCCCCAUUAUUUUUCCUCUCCUACUCUGAAGAAGCUUCACAUGCGCGCUGUCUCAGGCGUCUCCCGGUCUUGGUCUCAGUGAGGGUUUGUGUGUUUCCGUUCUCGGUGUGUGUGUUUGCAUUUUGAAACAACGCAGUACUGCGCAAAACAACAUGGCAGAUCCUAUGACACAGUCCCAUCAGAUAUCGUCGUCCCAGGGGUUGAACGAUGGACACGCCAAAGACUCGAAGUUUUCCGAUUCCUUUUUUUCCUCUUCGCCUGUAUCUCUCAUUCAGUCUUCUCAAGACAAACGGGUGGCACUGGACUCUGAGAAGCCAUCAGAAGGUGUGCCUACCUCACUUCGCUUUUCCUCUCAACCAAAUUCAUUUUCUCCUUCAAAUUUUGGAAACGAUAACGCCAUUUCCUCGACGGGAAUCAAGGAUCGUAGUUUCCAAGAGAAAAGGGAGCUUUUUGAAUCCUCACUCGGAACACAAAAACAGGACUCUUCUCCGAUAAAAAUAUCUCCUGUUUCUGAGCGAAUCAGAGCUUUGGAGGCUCUGGCUGCAAAGCAGAAUGAUUCUGACUGGAGUGAUUCAGGCUUUCCUCAUUUCAGAGAACGCCACUAUGAAAAAUCUCAUUCUGAGGUACAUGGCAUCACUCUUCGUUCCUCUAUUAAGAAAAAACCCACAUCAAGUGAUCAAGAUUCUCCAGAAUCUCCCUUUGAGAUACUUGGUGAUACCAGACGUGGAAGUGACUUUGAGGACACGGCUGACUGGAUGAGAGCUCAUUUGCCACCAGCACCUAACUUCAACAUUGGGGAAUCUGACUUUGAUGAAAUUAAAGAAUCUCUGGUAAUGCCAGAAUGUCCAGCUGAUGAGACCAAGAGCAAAGAUACACAUGUACAAGAAAUCCCUUCAUCUUUUGCUCGUGUCCCUGAUGAAUUCAUGGACACCCCUGUUGAAGAGUCCAAACAAGUAAAUGAGUAUUCGAAUCAAUCAAAGCAAGAUACUAUGGAGGAUGAGUCUGAAUUUGAUCUCAGAUUUUUGCCUACAGCCUACAUGUGGGACAAACAAGAGAAACCCGACAUAGACCCACAAGAACCACCAUUCCUUUUUGAAAGUCAGGACUCCGAGAUAACUACAUCUGCUGCACCUCCUGAUAGUUUUGAUGCUCCAUCUCUGGAGACGCCAGUUCCAGAUCCCCAUACCGAUGCUAGUGCAAAUCAACCAUCUGUCACUCGAGGGGCUGGCUCAGGAGGUGUAGAGAUCCUUGAAGCUGAUAGCUCUGGUGAAUCUGAUGAUACAGUUAUUGAAGAUGCAAGUGGUGUCAAUGAUAAUGAUGCAGCUGAGUGUAGAUUGCCUACAGCUCAGCAGACUCUUCCGAAUGAACAAGAGAAACAGAGUAUUCAGGUGCCCAUUAUUAAUGUAAUUGAAACCGAGGAACAGGUUCUCAGUGAUUAUGAAGUGGAGCAAGAAGAAGAGGAAGAUGACGAGCAGAGAUAUCAGAUCAUGAAAGAACCUGCAACAGAGGCUCCACAACCGCCGGAAGAGCUUUCUGACGGUUCAAGAGAUGAAUUGGAAGAGGCUGCUCCAAAAAUGGAUGAUAUUUCCACAAAGGAAUAUAUUGCAGAUUCUGAUGGAGAAUAUUCUCCAAAGCACAUGAUGAUCAAAGACGAUCUCAGCAAUGAAACGAUUAACCAGACUCCUCUUCCUUCACAGAGUCAAAGCUCAGAUGAGUCUCACGCACAAUCCACUGUUCCACAGAAUACAGAAGAAACGUCCAGAGAAUCUUCCUUCAGCAAUGUAAUAUCAGACAAGACCACCGAAAUUGUACCAGACCUCUCACCUAAUUAUGAGGAUCUCUCAAAUGAGUUUGAGUCCAGUGACAUCGAUACAUAUUUGGAUCAUUACACUAGCGAGGAACUGGCUUUAAAAGACCAGUUAAAUUCUGGUGUGUGUGCUGUAAAUAAUGUGGAAAUGAAUGAGACACUAAAAUCUAACUCUCUUCAAAACAGUCAGAAUAAUACUAUGCCUGCUCAGCAGUCAUAUGAAGAAACUUUGGAUGAAUUUGAUGAGACUGUUGAUAAAAGUCAGCAAAAUGACCAUACAGAACCAGAGCAUUUUCCUGUUAACAUUUCAGCUGAUAUCCCGGUGGAGCCUCUGCUUUCUCAAAAUAUCUUGCCAAAUGUUGCAUUAGAUGACCAGAGUGUAGGUAUCGAGGACAAGAAGACAACAAUUGAUUCAGGGAAUUUUUCUUUGGCUGAGGAGGAGGAUUACAUGAUUAGACAUGAAGUAGAGUUGCCUUCUUACCAAGAGAGCACACCUGCCGAAUUUCCUUCUUUUCAUGAUGAUCAGUCAUGCAAAGUCAUUGAUGUGAUCUCUGAUUUUGCGAACAAUGAUGUAACUGAGGGAGUUUUGACAACCGAUACGGAACAAGAUGAAAUAAUUCAGUAUGAAGAUCCACAUACAGAGAUAUCACCAGAAACCACAAGCAAACCUGAGCCUACUGAAGUGGAAUUCAAACUAAUUGAAAUAUUCCAAAUGAAUACUCCUGAGAUACAGAUAUCUGAAGCGCCCCCAAACAUACUUGACUCAAUUGAUGAAUAUGAUCAAGAUGAAAUAAUCCAGUGCAAUGCUCCAGAUUCACAGGAACCCCCAGAGAUUUCGAGCACCGUCAAGUCCACCGAGGCAGAAUCUCCUCCUACAGCUGCAACGGAUAGUUUUGUGGAGUUUAUGAGAGAGUGUUUGAAAUCGCAGCAGGAUGAAGAGGUCCAGAGCCUUGGUCUUGUACAGAACACUGUGGAGCCGGUAUCUGUUACUUCUUCUUCCCCUGCGAUGUUCAUGGACUUGGAGCAAGAGUGCCUUACUAUCUGUGCAUUGAAAGAGCUUGAGAGUAGUCACCAGGAUCAGGAUGAAAUCAAUCUUCCGAAAGACAUUACAAUCUCUGCAAAAGAUACAGUUUCACAACCUUUACUUCAAUCCGAGUCUUUCAUUUGCCCAAAUCCCUCUCUACACUAUCUUCCAAAUGAGAAGCAGACAGAUGCCUCGCUAACCAAAGAGAUAGAGGCAAUCGACAUCUGGGUGGCAGAAGCCUACCACCUUGCAGAGCAUGUCUUGGCACUAAUACUAACCCACCUGACAGUGUAUGACUUGGUGUACUGGCGAGACCCGAAAAAGUCUGGCGUGGUGUUCGGCAUCUCCCUGCUACUGCUGCUGUCUUUGGCAGCAUUCAGCGUAAUCAGCGUCAUCUCCUACCUGCUCCUGGCACUGCUCUGCGUCACCAUCUCCUUCCGCAUCUACAAGUCUGUCAUCCAGGCCGUGCAUAAGUCUAAUGAAGGACACCCCUUCAAGGAACUGAUGGAGAAGGAUGUCAGCUUGUCUCCUGAGACCUUCCGCAAGCACGUGGACGAGUGUCUGACCUACAUCAACCGUGCACUCAAGCAGCUGAGCCGCCUCUUUCUGGUCGAAGACUUGAUAGAUUCCCUCAAGCUGGCUGUAGUCAUGUGGUUGCUGACAUACGUGGGUGCCGUCUUCAAUGGCAUUACCAUCCUCAUUCUUGUCGACAUCCUUGCUUUUACUGUACCGCCAUUGUAUGCGAAAUACAAGACCCAGAUCGAUCGCUACAUUGAAAUUGUACGCACUCAUGUUAAUACUGCAGUGGCCAAGAUUCAGGAAAAGCUCCCCAAGGCAGCAAAGCGCAGUAAAGCAGAAUGAUGCACCUCUCUCAUCCCUUCCAUGACCACCUCCAGAAUUGCUGUACCUCUAGCUUCCAACCCUCCCCAGUUUAACCAGUCCUUAUAAACCUCUUACCAGCCAUGUGCACUGAACCAGCUAGUCUCUUUAAAAUCUCUGAAGCUUCUCAAUAUUCUUCAACAUUAACUCUGAAGCUUAAUUCUGAGCAUUAGGGAGGAUGCUUGGUGAAGAUGCUUACUGGAGCUGGUGACUCAAAUGCAGCAAAUGAUGUAAUUCCACAACUGAAUGUCCCUUUAUGGCACCCGACUCUGAGCAGGGUGUGCGAACUAGAUUGAAUCUGUGACCUGGUUUUUUGAGUGUUUUAAGAUUCGGUGAAAUAAAGACUAGAGGAUUUUGGACUCAGUUGUCAAAUUAACACUCGAUUGAAUAAAUAAAAAAGUUACUGGAAGAAAAUGCAAUGAAGCAACCAGGAUUGGCUGCUAACCUGAAUACACACCUACUGAUUUUUAACUCUGAUGCACUGUUACGAUACACACACACACACACACACAGAUUGAUUAGGGUUUGGACACUGCGCCAGCUGGGAUGAUUCACUCUAGUUCGCUUUCCUGUACCGUGGGUUUUCUUUUUUUUUUUUUGGGAUGGGGGGAGGGGUUAAAUUUUCAACUGUGUAUGUAUAUAUAGUACAAUUACAACAAGCUCUUUGCUGUGAAGUAGUUUGCAUUGCUUUUUAUAUUUAAUAUCGAAUAUCCCCUGGUGUCUUUUUAGACUCUGGCACUUGUUCACAUGUAAAUGCGUUAUGAUUAUGCCUAUUAGGUUACAAGUAGGGUAGCUGCUGUUGACUCCCCAGGCUGGCAUCUUAACAAGUAGUAUUAAUAUUCUUAUGCUUGAGUUAUUUGUAUAGAAUCUUCUGAGCUUUGAAAUCACGGAGACAACAUUGCAGUCUGUUACUGCUCUGUAUAGAAGAAGGUAGAAGUGUGAUUAGUUUUGGCACCCUGUAUAGAGAUGGUCUCUGGACCAGCUUUAUCGGCACACUAUUGGUUGUUUUGAAUUGGUCAGUUUAACACUUGUUAAAAGCUGGGAACACCUUUUUGUUAAUUGCGUUCUUUAGCACAGUUGGAUUUACAAGAAAGCGUGCUGUUACAAUAAGCUAUUAUAAAAACUGAUGUGGCUUCGUACAUUUACAUCUAUAAGGGACUUAAAUAUAAGAAGAGCAAAUUCGAUGCACUUUGCUUAUUGCCUGCUCGAUAUUUGGCACUGAAUAUUCUAUCUGAAUCUUAUCAUAUCAAGCGUCAGUGUCAAAAAGUGCACCUGUAUUUAUUAACGCACCAGUGUGUAAACCGAGCACCGGAUUAAUAGAGUAACUACUGCUACUACUACUACUACUACUACACACGUCUACCAACUGCUGAAUGUUUCAUACCAAUAUUUAAACAGCGUUCUGACUGUUGCAUGCAAACCCGAGUGUUCAUUUUGGAAACUGUUACAACGGCGUGCAAAUUCACUCUGUGUGGAUGGUUUCAUGAAGGUUCCAUUUACCAAAUCGAUCCACAAAACACACUUUCACCCUUUAAGCUUGACUGUAGUCUCCAAGUCAGGAUGCUGAAUGUUUAUUUAGGAAGUCCCCUCACCUCUCCCCCCUCCUUUUUUAGGCAUGCAUGCACACAUUACACCUAGACACACACACAUGAACAGGUGAAAGUGUGUAUUGUUGGUACCUGUGUCCUUGUGUUGCUCAACCAGCAUUCGUUAUGUAACUCAUGGGUGUGGUGAUGCUUGAAGAAUAGGAUUUUUUCUUUCUUUUUUUUCCUCAAGUUUCAAAUUUGAUUCCUCCUGUCUUUCCCAGCACCUUAAUAAUUUUUUUUUUAAUAGAUGAAACCUCUCACACUCUCUCUUCUAUGUAGACAGUGUGUCUUCUAUUUCUCUGUAGUGUUUCAGUUACAGCCUGCAUAUUUUUAAUGUAUCUGUCAGCAUGUUUGCUGUCUUUUUUUUUUUUUUUUGGAGUUUCUCUUUUGGGGAGGGAGUUGAAGUCUUUUUCUUUUUUCUUUUGCUUCUGAGUCUAGAUGUGAUAACUAAUAUCCAUGUUCAGUUUGUUAGUGAUGAAUUAAGUUAAUCCGGGAGCUUGGAGAAAAUGGGGGGGUUCAUGUAAUUGUCAACAUGAAAAUUAAUAAAAAUGUUAAAGAAA